GGAAUUUGACUCGAUUCGUCAAUGAAAAAAUUAAUAAAUAAAUUAAAUUGUUUAUUUGAGAAUUCAUAGUGCGCUAUGUUUAUUUCUGGAUUAAGUAAACUUUAUAUAGUUAAAAACUAAUUGGUAUUGACCAUGGUAUGUCGCAACGUAUGGUGUAAUAUCCUCAAGAUGUAUCCGAGGAGUUUAUUCGAGUGAUUGUUAUCAAAUUUUAUGAAAAUUUAACCAAAUCAUGCAGAUUUCGUUCAACGUAAUCGUUCUACAAUAUUUAAUUUACUUAGUUUAGUUAGUUGCUGUAAAUAUAAGUGAAAUCGUUAACAUUUAACGGUUUAAGUGGGUCAAGAGUGAGAAUUUUCCAAGUUGCAAUAGAUUGACAAUGAAUGAUAAAAAGUUGGUCCAGAAUUUCAAGAGCUACAUCAACGUAUCAUGCACGAGUAAUGGAGAGAAAAAUGGCUCAGUACAUGAUUUAAAACCAAAAUUAUUAAAUGGAGAGUUGAUAACAGGCGCGGCGCACAGCGUGGUAAUGCUGACGCCGCUAUGUGAAGCCGAGAGAGGGCGAUUCGGUGCACUAUUUGUGACCAACUUCAAGCUAUCGUUUGUACCGCUCGAUUCCACCGCUAAUGACGAGUACGGGCAAAGGAACCACACGGUGGGCGUGCACGACGUGCCGCUGACGUGCGUGGGCGCGCUGUGGCUGACGGACGGCGGGGCCGCGCGCCGCCGCCGGCUGCUGCCGCGCGCCGACAUACCCGCCAAGCUGAAGGGCCUGCAGAUUGUGUGCAAGAACAUGAAAGUGCUGUCAUUCAACUUCGCAAACUCGCCACUUGGCGCGGGUCGCAAGGUAGUAAUGGCGCUCCUACACCACGCGUUUCCAAAACGUCACGACCUACUCUUCGCCUUCGAGUACAGAGAGCCAUACUACCCCACCCUCCCCUCAGAUAUGAACAUGUUCCAACGACCAGCCGAUUGGAAGAGGGAGCUAGAAAGAUGCGAAUGUCCACACUGGAGAAUCACUUGUAUAAAUGGAACAUCAGACGCCUUCAUGCUGACCGCGGGGGAGACGCUUAUAGUGCCCAGUUCUGUGCUAGACUACAAUCUAAUGGAAAGCGCCAGACACUUUCGGUCUGGUCGAGUUCCAAUAUGGGUGUGGGGGAGACCGGAAGGGGCGGCGUUGUUGAGGAGUGGUGAGUUGCUGCCAACGGAAUUGUCGGCGACGGCUGAAAGUGUACUGUUAGAACAGGUGCGCCGUUCCCACCCGAAGCUCACACCGCCGUACGUGAUCUAUCUCUGCGGCAACAGUUUCACCAACAACAGCAGCGCAGUUACGUUGCCGCCGCUCAGCGCACUCAACGCGUCGUACAAAAAGCUGGCGGAUUUGUGCACGCCCACCACUUUAUCGGACUUUUGGAUAAAAGACUCACAGUACUACUCAAUGCUUGAAUCAAGUCGGUGGCUGCGGCACGUGGCCGCGUGUUUGACGUUCGCUGAUGACGCCGCUAAGCAUAUAUCUGAUAAUGUCACUGUUGUGCUGCAGGAGGGUGACGGUGUAGACUAUUGCGCAGUUGUAUCGAGCCUCACACAGUUACUACUCGACCCGCACUACCGUUCCAUAUCUGGCUUCCAGUCACUCAUACAGAAGGAGUGGCUAGCGUUGGGUCACCCGUUUUGUGAUCGGUUCGGUCUCCCCCGACCAGGCAUGUCAAAAGAGGAUCUAGAAAAGGCUCCCCCCUCACAAGUGGCCCCAGUGUUUCUAUUAUUCCUGGAUUGUGUAUGGCAACUCCAAUCCCAGUUCCCGGCCGCGUUCCAAUUCACGGAGACAUACCUGACUACGUUAUGGGACGGAUCGCAUAAUCAUUUGUUUGAUACGUUCCUGUUUAAUUGUCCGAAGGAUCGGGAAUUGGCUGUGGCCAGGUUGCAGAACUUCGUGCAGCGUCCGAUCUGGGACUGGGCGGAGCAGUUCGGCGAACGGGACUUGGCGCUGUUCUACAAUCCGCUCUAUGUGGGGCAUAGAACUAAUGCAAUCAAUGAACAACGCCUCUCGAUGUCGUCAGUGUGCAGCCGGCGCUCGUCGGGCGAGGUCGCGCGGCUGGAGCCGUGCACGUCGGUGGCGGGCGCCGAGCUGUGGGCGCAGUGCUACGAGCGCUGGCUGGCGCCGCUCGACGCGCCCGCCGCCGGCCGCGUGCAGUACUACUGGCACAACUGCCGCGUGCGGGCACAGAUACAAAAGCUCAACGCGAAAUUGACAUCUCUAUCGAUCCUCAACGACCGAACCAACGGGGGUGAAGACCCUCCCCCCUCCCCGCCCCCCACACUCACCCGCUUCUACCCCUUCAGCCUCAAGCCAAGUGACAAUGUAUCCACAAGCCUGGAUGCAAUGCAAGUGAGCCUCAUAGACGCGACACAGCUACUGGACUCGCAAAGCUUGUUGAACGCACCCGAUUAAAAAAAAGAAAUUUCAAAUUUCGAACGUUUUUGAAAUUGGAAUUGUGUUAUGGUGUAUUGUGUGUGUUUGUAGUGUGUAAGUGUAGUGGAAAUUUUGAAUUAAGAACGGGUCUUGAGAUUGGAAUUGUAAAGCGUAUGUUAGUGUGUGU
Molecule: messenger RNA, 2588 nt
Organism: Colias croceus (clouded yellow)
Lineage: Eukaryota; Metazoa; Arthropoda; Insecta; Lepidoptera; Pieridae
Product: myotubularin-related protein 10-B
Exons: 12
Coding region: 374-2440 (688 amino acids)
Source: RefSeq, a predicted model, not a curated record